AUGAAGUGGCUGCUCAUCACCCUUGCUUGCAUUCAGCUCUCUGAAUGUCUUCUUUACAGAGUGCCCUUGUUUAAGGGCAAAUCUGCCCGUGACGUUCUUCAGGAGAAAGGGUUGCUGGAAGACUUCCUGAAGAAACAUCCAUAUGAUCCCUGCUCAAAGUUUGAACAACCCUUAACUCUGGAUACAAAUGAACCAAUGAUUAACUACUUGGAUUUGUCAUACUAUGGAGCAAUCAGCAUUGGGAAUCCACCACAGAGCUUCACCGUCAUCUUUGACACUGGCUCAUCCAAUCUCUGGGUCCCAUCAGUUUACUGUUCUGAAAAAUCAUGCAUGGUGCAUAAAAGAUUCAACCCCAGAUUGUCAUCAACAUAUCGUUCAAAACACCAGGGUGUAUCUAUCCAGUAUGGUACAGGUGCCAUGACAGGAAUACUGGGAUAUGACACUGUCAGAAUUUCAAACAUUACUAUCCAUGGUCAGGAAUUUGGUUUAAGUACAUCUGAACCUGGUGGUUUCUUUUCCUAUGUUAAAUUUGAUGGAAUUCUGGGCAUGGGCUUUCCAUCUCUUGCAGCAUCAGGAGCCACAACUGUAUUUAGUAACAUGAUGUCUCAGAAACUGGUGGAUGAGCCUCUCUUCUCUGUGUACCUAACAAGACAGCAAGGUCAGUCCGGCAGUGAAAUCCUAUUUGGUGGGAUUGAUUCAAGUCACUACACAGGCCAAAUUCACUGGGUUCCUGUCACUCGUGAUGCCUACUGGCAAAUCCUCAUUGACAGAGUGACAAUCAAUGGUGAGGUUGUGGCCUGCAGUGGAGGUUGUCCUGCCAUUGUUGAUACUGGCACUUCUCUUCUUAUUGGUCCCAUGACACCCAUUGACAAUAUCCAGCAGGGCAUUGGAGCAACUCCAACUUACUAUGGAAUGUACAACAUAAACUGUAACAAUCUGCAGAACAUGCCUGAUGUGGUCUUCACAAUCAAUGGAGUGGACUUCCCUCUCCCCGCACAAGCUUACACGUUGCAGGUGUGUUAUUGGACAGCAAUGGGAAUCUGCUCCAGUGGAUUUGGCGUUACCGGUGGAAACCUCUGGAUCCUGGGAGAUGUGUUCAUUGGGGAAUAUUACUCCAUUUUUGACAGUGGGAACAAUCGUGUGGGUUUGGCUAAGGCUGUCUAAUUUCUUCUUCUGUAUUCUCAUUAAAAGCACACCCUGAUCUGCAUUUUAAGCCAUCACAUGACCCUCCAGUGCAGCAGUUGUCACCUGGCUGCAGAGUGUAAUAGAGGAAGUCAUCAUCUCUUGAAUAACAAUAAACAAAUAUAUACAAUUGGCAAUUGGCUGUGGUUCGUGCUCAGCAGAACUCUGCACUAAAUCACAGCUGAAAAACAAGGAAAAUAGAAAUAAUAAUUAAAGAAAUGCCUUGUCACUGUGUGUUUUUAUAGGAACAGACUAAGGACACUGGUUCUGGAUUGGAAAUGAUAAUGUUGAUACAGUCUAAUUAUAUUCCCUCUCUGAUUGUGUAGCACUUUCACUCAGUUAUCUUUUGGUUCUGACAUUCAGCCGUGAUAUAUUAUUGGUGCAGUGAUUCACUCCAGUGACGUACACAUUUCUGCUGAAUGUGGAUGACCUCUGCAGUGAAACCUGAUUUGAAGUAAAUGUGAUCCUAACAUCACACAGCAGCCUUUUCUCUCCUUUUCUCUUCAUUACAAUCGUUCUUAAA
Messenger RNA from Carcharodon carcharias (great white shark), 1705 nucleotides. Its product is annotated as pepsin A-like. Gene Ontology annotation, biological process: proteolysis. Gene Ontology annotation, molecular function: aspartic-type endopeptidase activity. The transcript has 9 exons. Lineage: Eukaryota; Metazoa; Chordata; Chondrichthyes; Lamniformes; Lamnidae. Bases 1 to 1164 code for a protein of 387 amino acids. The record is from RefSeq and is a predicted model, not a curated record.